This is a messenger RNA of Rubroshorea leprosula, 1542 nucleotides long. NCBI's taxonomy places the organism in Eukaryota, Viridiplantae, Streptophyta, Magnoliopsida, Malvales, Dipterocarpaceae. The record is from the annotation of a GenBank genome assembly.
AAAUUCUCACCUAACGACAACAAAUCUGUUGCAGAAACCAAACAUGGCUAAUUCUACCCUACUUUUCCUUGUCUUUUUGGUAGCCUUUUUUUCCUCUACUCAUGGUCGAUUUGCCGCCAAACUUAUUUACUCCCCGAGGCCAAGGCACCCACCCUUACAAGACUACCGCGGUGGUAUUGUGGCUGAGGCUGGCGGUGCCGCCCAGUUCAUGGUGAAUAUUUCACUUGGAGAGCCACCGGUUCACCAACUCCUCACUAUGGACACCGGUAGCAAUCUCAUGUGGGUCCAGUGUCUCCCUUGCAUCAAUUGCUUUGAACAAUUCCCACCCUUUUUUGACCCUUUCAAAUCAUCCACGUACAAAAACUUAUCAUGCACCUCACCCAACUGCUUAAUUUCCCCGGCGGGCAAGUGCGAUCCUAUUAACAACUGCAAGUUCUACGAGCAAUACCUCGACGGUGUCACCACUGCAGGGGCUAUUGCUACUGAAACAGUUAGUCUUACAACCUCCGAUGAAGGUACAGCCUCUAUCUCGAAUGUGGUGUUUGGAUGCGGAAAUGACAAUCAUGGAUACAAUGGGCAGCCUAGUGGGAUUCUUGGUCUAGGACCGCUAUCUUCUUUGGUUAGUAAAUUAGGGUCCAAAUUUUCAUAUUGCAUUGGGAGUAUAAAGGACCCUCAAUAUGCCUAUAAUCAAUUGAUUUUAGGUGAUGAUGCAGUUUUACAAGGGGACAACACGCCACUAGAAAUCUAUAACUCUUUUUACUAUCUUACCAUGGAAGGUAUACGUGUUGGAGAAAAACGGCUAAGUAUCGAUCCCGGAGUCUUUAAAAGGACAGAUACGGGGGAGGGUGGAGUGGUUAUUGACUCCGGAUCCACCAUCACGUCGCUCACUCGGGCUGCUUAUGAACCAGUUAGCGCGGAGGUGAUUAGAAUGCUCCAAGGAAAGCUGGAACGCGUGAAGGAUCCUGAUGUUCCAACUCUCUUGUGCUACAAGGGGAUGAUUAGCCGAGACCUGACGGGCCUUCCGGUAGUUACUUUUGAGUUUGCUGGCGGGGCGGAGCUAUCGUUAGACGUAGAGAGCUUGUUUCAAGACAAUGGACCAGAGGAGUUUUGUAUGGCCGUGAAUGAGUCUGUGGACGGUAAGAAUUUGAAUGUGAUAGGAGUAAUGGCACAACAAAAUUACAAUGUGGGAGAUCAGCCUCAAGUCCAUGUGAGUGACUGCACAACUAAGCUGGGGCGCAUUCCCCCGUUGUGGCUCGAUGGUGGCCACUGUUGUCCAAAAAGGCAACCGGUGAAUUGCACUCUUGAUAUAGGAAAAGUUUGGUUCAUGCCUUGCUUAUCAACUCCUAUUAGCACAUUGUACAAAAUAAGUGGUUGCCAAUUUAACGCAGCCAAAACAUGUGUAAAGCACCAAGAUAUCUCAUCUCUUUGAGAUGUAUUUUCUAAAGCAGCACUCUUCUUUUUCUUUGAUCUCUUCAAUAUUCCGCAAACCUUAUGAACAUCUAAGGGACUGAGUUCUGUACAGCACUCCCAUCCCCUUUUAUU